UGACAUUUGACAUUGCUGUCAACAUUGCAAAAAUUGUUUAAUUGCUUAAUUCCACUCAAUAAGUAUUUGCAAUGCAAAAGUAUGAAAAAUUGGAAAAAAUCGGUGAAGGUACAUAUGGUACCGUUUUCAAAGGACGUAACAGGGAGACUAUGGAGAUAGUUGCCCUGAAGCGUGUGCGAUUGGACGAAGAUGAUGAAGGUGUGCCUUCCUCCGCCUUACGGGAAAUUUGUUUAUUGAAGGAGCUGAAGCAUAAGAAUAUUGUUCGUUUAUACGACGUCUUACAUUCCGAAAAGAAGUUGACACUGGUUUUCGAGCACUGCGACCAGGAUUUGAAGAAAUAUUUUGAUAGCCUUAAUGGGGAUAUCGACAUGCAAGUUUGUCGUAGUUUCAUGCUGCAGCUGCUACGAGGUUUAGCCUUCUGUCAUAGUCGCAAUGUAUUACAUCGUGAUCUAAAACCUCAAAAUCUAUUGAUAAACAAAAAUGGUGAACUGAAAUUGGCCGAUUUUGGUCUUGCUAGGGCCUUUGGCAUACCUGUUAAAUGCUAUUCCGCAGAAGUAGUUACUUUGUGGUAUAGACCUCCAGAUGUUCUUUUUGGUGCCAAGUUAUAUACAACAUCUAUUGAUAUGUGGUCGGCUGGUUGUAUAUUCGCGGAACUAGCUGAUGCCGGUAGACCUCUUUUCCCCGGUUCAGAUGUUUUGGAUCAAUUAAUGAAAAUAUUUCGUGUUUUGGGCACGCCAACGGAAGAGACAUGGCCGGGUGUUACCCACUUAUCGGACUAUGUGGCUUUACCACAUUUUCCUGCAAUCACCUCCUGGAGCCAAAUAGUACCCCGCUUGAAUUCCAAGGGCCGAGACUUAUUGCAAAAAUUAUUAGUGUGUCGACCAAACCAGCGUAUUAGUGCAGAACAGGCAAUGUUACAUCCAUAUUUCACCGAAAGUUCCAAUCAUUAGAAGGAGAUUAAUAUUUGAGGCGUGCUUUUAAGUAAUUCUCCUGGUACCAAAAAUAGUUUUAUUUUCUGUUGUUAGUGCUCGUUCGUUUCGUUUUCCUUUUACUUUUUUCGAUUUUAUCCAAAUUCUAUACAAUUAAGUUAUUCUAAAUAAGACUUAUGGAAGUUGAUAUUAGUGCGAUCUUUAUAAGAUGUGUCAAUCAUAAAACAUGAUUGUUAAAUUAUUUACCUAAGAAAAUAAAAAUAGA
Stomoxys calcitrans (stable fly) is the source of this 1194-nucleotide messenger RNA. RefSeq names its product cyclin-dependent kinase 5 homolog (gene Cdk5). Gene Ontology annotation, molecular function: cyclin-dependent protein serine/threonine kinase activity; ATP binding. The transcript has 4 exons. Gene Ontology annotation, cellular component: nucleus; cytoplasm. NCBI's taxonomy places the organism in Eukaryota, Metazoa, Arthropoda, Insecta, Diptera, Muscidae. Gene Ontology annotation, biological process: synaptic vesicle transport; protein phosphorylation; neuron apoptotic process. The record is from RefSeq and is a predicted model, not a curated record. Bases 72 to 950 code for a protein of 292 amino acids.